Messenger RNA from Cynoglossus semilaevis (tongue sole), 3529 nucleotides. RefSeq names its product pyroglutamylated RFamide peptide receptor b (gene qrfprb). Lineage: Eukaryota; Metazoa; Chordata; Actinopteri; Pleuronectiformes; Cynoglossidae. The transcript is spliced from 6 exons. Bases 461 to 1774 code for a protein of 437 amino acids. Gene Ontology annotation, biological process: cellular response to hormone stimulus; G protein-coupled receptor signaling pathway. Gene Ontology annotation, cellular component: plasma membrane. The record is from RefSeq and is a predicted model, not a curated record. Gene Ontology annotation, molecular function: neuropeptide Y receptor activity; peptide binding.
UUUGAUUAAAAAUGAAAAAAUAAUAAGAAACAGACUAAUGGAAAUGGAAAUGGUGAAAUGAGGGUUAUGGUAAAAUGUAAGAGAUAAAUGUAUUGUCCUGUAAAAGGUGUUAAUUAUGUGUUAACGAAGUCAACAUUCAACGGGUGUUCAUUUCCUUCACAGGAGCCAACUGCUGUGAAGAAGUUAUAGAUCAGUCCCUUCCUGCUCUCUGACUCUCUACCUCUCUCUCUCUUUCUUUCUCUCUCUCUUUCUCUAUCUCACACACUCACUCACUCACAUACACACUCACCAGCAGCAGCAGCAGCGGCAGCAUCAGCAGCAGCAGCCUGUAUCUCAGUGAGAGGAGGAGACAGAGCGUGACACCCAGACGCUCUUUUGCUUUCAGCGCUGCUUUUAUUUAAGCUAUUUUUUUAUUAUUAUUUAUUUUGUUGGAGUUGUGUUUUAGAUUCUUAAUACCAGGAUGUCAUCAUCAGCUUCUUCUGGACAGGAGCCCCCUAAGAUAACUCCCGAAGUACUGCAGGAAUUACUCCAGUACUACAACCUGAGUCGGCAGGAGUUCAUCAAUACUUACAACAUCCAGCCUCUGGUCUACAUCCCGGAGUUACCCUACAGCGCCAAGACCACCUUCGUGGUCAUGUACGUGGUCAUCUUCGUCCUGGCUCUAGCUGGAAAUAGUUUGGUCAUCUACAUUAUUGUGAAGAAGAGAGCGAUACAGACGGCCACGGAUAUUUUCAUCUGCUCUCUGGCGGUCAGCGACCUGCUCAUCACUUUCUUCUGCAUCCCAUUCACUUUGCUUCAGAACAUCUCCUCUGAGUGGUUCGGCGGGGUCUUGGUGUGUAAGACCGUUCCCUUUGUACAGACCACAGCCAUAGUGACAGGCAUCCUCACCAUGACAUGCAUUGCCAUUGAGAGAUACCAGGGUAUUGUUUUUCCCCUGAAAAUGAGGAGGCAGUACUCAUCCAGAAGAGCGUACAAGAUGCUAGGGCUGGUAUGGAUUGCUUCAGUAAUAGUGGGAUCACCAAUGCUGUUUGUGCAACAGUUAGAGGUGAAGUACGAUUUCCUGUACGAUCACCACCACGUGUGCUGUCAGGAGAGUUGGCACUCUCUGACCCACAGGCAGGUGUACUCCACCUUCAUCAUGGUGGCUCUGUUUGUGCUGCCUUUGGCUGCCAUGUUGUUUCUGUACACACGGAUAGGCAUCGAACUGUGGAUACGCAACAGGGUGGGCGACUCGUCCGUGCUCAACACCAUGAACCACAGGGAGAUCAAUAAGAUCUCCAGGAAGAAAAAAAGAGCCGUGAAGAUGAUGAUCACUAUUGUCCUGUUGUUCACCGUGUGCUGGGCACCAUUUCACACAGUCCACAUGUUGUUUGAGUACUAUGACCUGGAGAACAAGUACGACGGCGUCACGGUCAACAUGAUCAUCGCUGUCGUCCAGGCCAUCGGCUUCUUCAACAGCUUCAACAACCCCAUCGUGUACGCCUUCAUGAACGAGAAUUUCAAGAAGAGCUGCGUGGCCACGCUCUCUCAGUGCAUCAGAAAACCCAACCAGCAAAGACGUGCCGUGGUGGCGCCCAAACUCAGUGUGCAGUACAUCAAACCCCAAAGCAGGGAGGCCUUCGUGGGGUCAGACGAUUCGGACAGCUCCAAGCAGCGUUCAGCCGACAAAGAGGCUGCGGACGCACUGCACAGAGAGAGCACUCUGGAAAUGAUUGGAGAAAAAGUCUCCACGCUCCACACAGACCUGCCUGCCACCUGCUCGCAGGUCAAAUGAGGAGAAUGUGAUUUCUCUGUGAAACACUAUUUUAAACUUCAAUAACGGAAAAGACAGAAGGGGCCUCAAGUUUGACUUAGCUCAUCUUUGUGGUUCUUUAAAAAAAACACACACACAAAAUACAGUUGCUUGUAUCAUCGCAAUCCCCCUGAUGUGAAUCUUUUGGCAGGAGGUCUCAUAAGGAACUCCUCAAAAAAGGCAGUUUUGUUUGUGGUCGCUGGAACGCUAGUCAGACUUAGGAAUAGAGGACGUCUACUUCCUGCGGUCUAUCCUGCCUCUCAGUGAGUUCUCAUUAAGCUGGAGAACACUCUGGACUAAUGAUCAAAAACUCUGUAUCUGCCCAAAAUACUGUGAAAAAAACACCCCAAUGAGGAAAGUCUGAAAAUACAGAGCCAUAUUUUGAACACCUAACCUCAUUUUAGUGAUCGAAAAUUAUUAUAUAUUAGUAUACAUUUUUAUAAAACAAUGUGGCUCGUGACAAUGUGAGCUCGCCUUGGUCUCAGAUGUGUAUCACACUGAUGUUCACCCAACAAAGAGUUGAGGUGGAAGUGAAAAAGACAAGUAUUGCCUUUUGUCUUUUUACUAACAGUCGUUCAGGUGAAUUGCCAAAUUAAAGCUUUACGUUUUUGUGUAUUUCAUAAAGUCCUACUGUAAACACCUUUUUUAAGCUCGUUUGUAAUAAAGGCUCACAGCUAUAUACAUUUACCGCUAAAAGCAGCAGUCCUUGCCUUUUUUGUACUGUCCGCAGCACUGGCCGACAUCAGCAGACUGGUAGUGCAGCACCAGUUGUGUUCAGACAUUAUUCUGUUUAUAUGAGAAUCUGAAAGACAUUAUUUUGAACUAAAAAUGUGUUUAUCUUUAACUGAAGAAAAUAAAUGAAGUAAAGGUUUAUUUUUUUCCCCCUGUGGCCCAAUACCAAAAGACUGUUGAACCAGAGGUUGAGGACCCAUGAUUUAAAGCAUGGAGAAAGCAAGAAUCAGCUGUAUUUUAUUUGAAGCACGACUAAGACCAGUUUACUAAGUUGACAAGUUUUUCUUUUAAUUUCAAAGGUGAGGCCUAUGAACUUUUUUUUUUUACAAAUGUCGGUUCUCUCAAAUCGUCAAUUGAUGAGAAGAUGAAUUACCUCUAUUUUUUACAAAUGACAACCUGUAAACCUGACACGUCAUCCUGACGUUUUAGCAAUGCUUCUUUGUAUCGUUGUGGAUCAUUUUGUACUGUUCACGUCAUAACGCAGCUUGAAUGUGUUCGCAAUGCACAGAAAAAUAAAGACUAUUUUCUCUGUCCUUUAUUCACAUCGUAUACUGCUAAGUCACCUGGCUGGGGCUGACACACACACAAAAUCAUUUUGGACCACGUGGUCAGGAGACAUUUACAUGACAGUAUUUGAUCUUGUAUAAAAGAUAAAAAUGUGUUUUCACAGUUAGCUUUGAAAAUUGAAACCUUGAUCCUAAAUGAAUUCAUAACUGUCCUCAUGUUUCAUCAUUUGAAUUCCCAAAAGUAAAUCAGAUGGAAAUAAUAAUGGCUGCCUAUGAAUCUGUUCUCCAAGAGAGACAAAAAUUGAACUGAUCUGUAUAACUACUUUUUUUUUUAACCUAAAUUAAAAAGCCUUACAAUCCUCCUUUGCUUUGUUGGAGAAAUGACAAAGGACAGUCUGUGACUGCAAUAAAUAAAAAGAAAAAACAAAAACCACGCUCCAUUAUUGUGAAGCCACAAUUUCUGACACUUAUGAUCCGACGACAACGUCUGCAGGCACUG